Molecule: messenger RNA, 2250 nt
Organism: Closterium sp. Naga37s-1
Lineage: Eukaryota; Viridiplantae; Streptophyta; Zygnematophyceae; Desmidiales; Closteriaceae
Source: the annotation of a GenBank genome assembly
AUGCAGCGCCCGCCGAAGGUGAACAUGGCGUCGGCGCACGUGCGGCAGUUCUCGAGCUACCUGCAGUGGCAGCAGGGGCAAAUCGCGACGGACGUGGGCGUGGAUCCCGAGAAUAUCGUGUACAAGUUCACCUUCGCGAGCAACGGCUUUGCGGCGAUGCUGACGCCCGCGGAGGCGGAGCAGCUGCGGAAGCACCCCGCGGUGGAGCGCGUGACGCCCGCGUUCGAGGUCACCCCGCUGACGACGCACUCGCCGAGUUUCUUGAAGCUGCCGACGUCGCUGUGGCGCGCGAACGGCGGCGAGAAGAGCGCGGGGCGCGGUGUGGUGAUCGGUGUGAUCGACAGCGGGAUCUGGAUCGAGCACCCGUCGUUCGCGGACGGCGCGAGCGGGAAUGGCUCCGCGGCUUACUCCGCGCCGACUAAGUGGGUCGGCAAGUGCCAGACCGCGCCGGACUUCCCCCGCUGCAACAACAAGGUCAUCGGAGCGCGCGCGUUCAACGGCGGGUUCGUGCGCUACCGCGGCGCAAUCGACGGGACUCUAGACUACCUGUCACCUCGGGAUUCCGUCGGGCACGGCUCGUGGUGCGCGAGCGCCGCGGCGGGGAACUCGGGAGUUAAAGCCGUGAACAACCGGCGGCAGGCGAUCGGCGCGACGAGCGGCAUGGCGCCGCGCGCGCGGCUCUCGGUGUACAAGGUGUUUUGGAAGGCGAAGGGCGACAUGAGUGGCUCGGCUUCUAGCGUGGAUAUCGACGCCGCUAUCGACGCGGCUGUAGCGGACGGCGUGGAUGUGAUCAGCAUGUCGCUAGGCGGAGUUAAUCCGUACGCUGGGUACUUCGACGAUACUAAUUUCCUCUACGCCAAUCAGGCGGGCAUCGUGGUGGUGUGCGCGGGCGGCAACAACGGCCCGCCGCCGCUGACGCAGUCGAUCUACCGCACCAUCAUGCACUUCUCGCCCUUCUACCUCACCGUUGGCGCCAGCUCCACGGACCGCCACUACACGUCGAAGCUGCGGCUCGGCACGGGCGUGAACCUGUGGGGCGCGGGAUUCGGCACGGGCACGCGCAAGGUGCGCGGGCUGCCGCUGCUGUUCUCGCAGGACGCGGUGGCGUACGGCAACACGGCGACCGACGCGAAGCUGUGUCUCCCCGGAACCGUCGAUUCCGCCAAGGCGAGCGGGAAGAUUCUCGUGUGCACGGCGGGGCAGGCGUCGUUCGGCACGCAGGCGGACACGGCGGCGGGCGCGGGCGCGCGCGCGAUGGUGCUGGUGAACGAGGCGGGCGGCGGCGACGUGACGCUGGAUAUCUACGACGCGCGCAUCCCCAUCCUGCACCUCGCGGUGAAAGAGGCGGACAAGCUGCGCAAAUACAUGCGCGCGACGACCAAGCCAGUCGCGUCCUAUUCAGCAUCCUUCUCAGUCUUCUUCAACCGGAUCGCGCCCGCCGUCGCGCCCUUCUCAGCGCAAGGCCCCGUAGUGAGCCCCUCUUCCGACCCCCGAAUUCCCGGCCCCACCAACGACAUCCUUAAACCCGACAUCCUCGGCCCAGGCCUCUUCCUCUGGGGCUCCUCUCGGAGCAGCAGCACCAAGGCUGGGAGCAAGCCAGGGUAUGAUAUGCUAAUGGGGACGUCUAUGGCUGCUCCCCAUGUGGCGGGGAUUGCGGCGCUGCUCGUGCAGAAGCGGCCGAAAUGGUCCCCCGCGCAGGUCAUGUCGGCGAUUAUGACGACGGCGAGUAAUGUGAAUAAUAAGGGCGGGCCGAUCGGGAGGUUUGUGACCGGGGAGAAGGCGAAUCCGUUUGAGAUUGGUUCCGGGCACGUGAACCCCCCGAAAGUUUUGGACCCCGGGCUGACCUACAACCUCGGGCUGGGCGAUUAUCUUAACUUUUUGGCCUGGCAGAAUCUGACCGAGGUGCAGGGGUGGAAGAUCAAACCGGUGAAGGCGAUUCCGGCGUAUAACUUGAAUUUGCCGUCGAUUGCUGUGUCGCGAUUGCGAAAGGGGGUGGUGGUAAAGAGGACGGUGGCGAAUGUGGGAGACAAGGCAGCGACGUACCGAGCCAAGGUUGUUGCUCCGGAGAAUGUGCGGGUGGUGGUGUCGCCGAGCCAGUUUACGAUUGGUGUGGGGAAGUCGGUGACUUUUACGGUGGGGUUUACGGUGGUGAACCCCACGGGUAGCUUCUCGUUUGGGAGCUUAACGUGGGAGGACGGUGCGGGGCAUUCAGUGCGGUCCGUGCUAGCAGUGCAGCCGAUUGCCAAGUGA